AUGACAGCGGUGGAUCUUCUCAGGUCUGGCCGAAACGACUUCGUGGUCUUGGAGCGCUACGAGGCAUUUGGUGGGACGACAUGGCGAGACGUGGCCAACGAAACCACAAAGUUGCAGACUGAGAAGGGCACUUAUGUUCCGGAGUACCUGGACCCAGAAGUGCACGCGCAGGAGGACCAGAAGACCUGGCCUUCUCGCGACAGCAUCCUGGACAUGUGCGUUGCAUGUGCUGAAAAGCAUGGCCUGGAGGACAAAGCCAAGUUCAACACCUCUCUGGAGAAGGUUGAGGUGAAAGGAGACCUCCUAGCUGGUGGGCAUAUUGAGUUGAGCCUCACAACUGAAGACUCGUCCGAGACCCUCAAGUGCUCUGCAAUGAUCUCAUGCCCUGGUGUUUUCUACAACCCCAUUGACGUCAAGUGGCCCGGGCGUGAGGAGUUCGGAGGCUACAUCACACAUGGAUCCUACGAUAGCAUUAACUACGACAAGCUCAAGGAUGCGUCUGUUUGCAUCGUGGGGCAUGGUGGCUUCACCAUCGAGAAUGUUCGCACAUGCGUAGAGCGCAAGUCGAAGAAGAUUUACGUUGUCUGCCGGCAUCGUCACCUUGCCGGCCCUAAGAUGGUAUCCUGGAUGGUCAGCGGCGCUGCAAUUCCGAUCCCAGGGCCUUUCGUUGUUGAAGCAUUCCAAAUGAUGUACGACUUGCUGGGAGUUGACGUUUGGUCCCAUCCUGUUGUGAACGCCAACGCGGACAGAUCUAGUGCUGUCCUGACCCAGACGACCACUUUCGGUGUGACGGACAUUUAUUUCUUGGCAUGCUACUACAAGGUGUGCGAGGUGAUCAACGGCGAGAUUGACAAGCUCAGUAAAGGCAAAGUCCACCUGAAGGACGGCCAGGAAUUGGAAUGCAAUGUCAUUAUGAAGUGCUUGGGAAGCCAUGGGGCUACAGAUUUUGACGACAUCAUUGGCUUCAAGUUCUACCAGGGCUGGUGGGUGAAUGGCGAGGCGCUCAUGCCCGUGAUGGCUCCAGCAAAAGGCGUGCAAGCCAAGAAUUUCGGAGGUUUCAGCUUGGCUCCAGGUUACGCUGGGCAGAUUAUCACGAACCGCUACUUCAUCGAUUACCCUGACAAGUUCGUAGGUGUGCGCGAUUGGCUGCCGAAGCAGACGCGGGACGAUCACUACGAGUGCAACUACAUUUACAAGGGUGCCCAUGUGCUGGCGACCAUGGUCAUCUUGCAGACUCAAUUUCCGGACCUGGCCGCGGAGCUGGGCGAAGCUGACAAGCUCAAGGCCUACAAGCACAUCAAGGCCCACCCCUUGGAGAAGCACCUCGAUGAGUGCCUCAAGGAGUGGAAGAUGUACAUCAAGAUGAUGAAGGAUCAUGGACAGAUUCCCGCAGAUGCGGAGGAAGUUGAGUAUCCUUACACGAAGGAGAACAUCAUGCAGCUCGACCAGAGGUGCCAGGAAGCCAUGAAGGCCGAGUGGGAGAAGAUGAUGUCCAAGAAGGCCAAGGCCGGCAAGUGA
Symbiodinium pilosum is the source of this 1518-nucleotide messenger RNA. Lineage: Eukaryota; Dinophyceae; Suessiales; Symbiodiniaceae. The record is from the annotation of a GenBank genome assembly.